Molecule: messenger RNA, 1074 nt
Organism: Chionomys nivalis (European snow vole)
Lineage: Eukaryota; Metazoa; Chordata; Mammalia; Rodentia; Cricetidae
Gene: G6pc1
Product: glucose-6-phosphatase catalytic subunit 1
Exons: 5
Coding region: 1-1074 (357 amino acids)
Biological process (GO): gluconeogenesis; glucose 6-phosphate metabolic process
Cellular component (GO): membrane
Molecular function (GO): glucose-6-phosphatase activity
Source: RefSeq, a predicted model, not a curated record
AUGGAGGAGGGAAUGAACGUUCUCCACGACUUUGGGAUCCAGUCGACCCGCUACCUCCAAGUGAAUUACAAAGACUCCCAGGACUGGUUCAUAUUAGUGUCUGUGAUCGCUGACCUCAGGAAUGCCUUCUAUGUCCUCUUCCCUAUCUGGUUCCAUCUUCGAGAGACUGUGGGCAUCAAGCUCCUUUGGGUGGCAGUGGUGGGGGACUGGAUCAACCUCGUCUUUAAAUGGAUCCUUUUUGGACAGCGCCCGUACUGGUGGGUCCUGGACACAGACUACUACAGCAACACCUCAGUGCCACUGAUAAAACAGUUCCCUGUCACCUGUGAGACUGGACCAGGGAGUCCUUCUGGUCAUGCUAUGGGCGCAGCAGGUGUAUACUACGUGAUGGUCACUUCAACCCUUGCUAUCUUUCGUGGAAAGAAAAGGCCAACAUAUGGAUUCCGGUGUUUGAACAUCAUCCUGUGGUUAGGAUACUGGGCUGUGCAGCUGAACGUCUGUCUGUCUCGGAUUUACCUCGCAGCUCACUUUCCCCACCAGGUUGUGGCUGGAGUCUUGUCAGGCAUUGCUGUGGCUGAAACUUUCAGCCACAUCCGGGGCAUCUACAAUGCCAGCCUCAAGAAAUAUUGUCUCAUCACCUUCUUCCUCUUUGGCUUCGCACUCGGAUUUUACCUGCUGUUGAAAGGCCUGGGGGUAGACCUUCUGUGGACCUUGGAGAAAGCCAAGAGAUGGUGCGAGCGGCCGGAAUGGGUCCACCUCGACACCACGCCCUUUGCCAGCCUCUUCAAAAACCUGGGCACCCUCUUUGGGUUGGGGCUGGCCCUCAACUCCAGCAUGUACCGGGAGAGCUGCAAGGGAAAACUCGGCAAGUUGCUCCCCUUCCGCCUUGCCUGCAUUGCGGCCUCCUUAGUCCUCCUGCACCUCUUUGACACUUUGAGACCCCCAUCCCAGACUGAGCUGCUCUUCUACGCUUUGUCUUUCUGCAAGAGUGCGACGGUUCCCUUUGCCUCUGCCAGUCUCAUCCCUUACUGUCUAGCCCGGGUUCUGGGCCAGACGCACAGGAAGUCUUUGUAA